AACACGCACACUAAUGGACUGUGGACCUCCGCUCGCUCUGUCACUCUUCUUAAGGGUGUUUAUGAUUUCUGCCACAGCAUCAGCAGUCAACCUUGAAGGGGAACUUUUCAAAGAUCUGAUGAAGGGCUACAACAAGAACGUGCGUCCCAUGGAGAAGAGCGGUGACAUCACCCAGGUCGACAUCAAGAUGACGCUCACCAACCUCAUUUCUCUGAAUGAAAAGGAGGAGGCAUUGACAACCAGCGUCUGGAUAGAAAUGCAAUGGUGUGACUACAGGCUGAGAUGGGACCAGCCGCCCAGGUCGGCUUUGUACGGGAACAUCACCUCUCAGCUACGGGUUCCUUCUAAGAGCAUCUGGCUGCCUGACGUCAUCCUGGAGAACAAUGUGGAUGGACAGUUUGAGGUAGCAUAUUACUGCAAUGCUCUGGUGUCUUCUGAUGGCUGUGUGUACUGGCUACCUCCUGCCAUCUACCGCAGUGCUUGUUCUAUCACUGUCAACUACUUCCCCUUCGACUGGCAGAACUGCACCAUGAUCUUUCGCUCUCAGACUUACAGCGCCAAUGAGAUCAAACUGGUUCUCAAAGAGGAAGAUAACCACACGCUGGAGUGGGUAGAUAUUGACCCAGAGGCUUUCACAGAAAAUGGAGAGUGGGCCAUUAAACACCGGCCGGCUAAGAAAUUGAUCAACAAUCAGUACACUAAGGAUGAGCUGGGGUACCAGGAGGUGGUCUUCUUCCUCGUCAUCCAGAGGAAACCCCUCUUCUACAUCAUCAACAUUAUCGCUCCCUGUGUGCUCUUCUCCUCCCUCUGCCUCCUCGUUUUCUACUUACCUGCCAAAGCUGGUGGUCAGAAGUGCACCAUGUCUAUCGCCACUCUUCUGGGCCAGACUGUGUUCCUCUUCCUCAUCGCUAAGAAGGUUCCAGAGACUUCAAGGGCUGUGCCUCUUAUUGGAAAGUAUUUGAUGUUUGUGAUGUCAGUGACCACCAUGGUGGUGAUGAACUGUGUGAUUGUCCUCAACGUCUCCCUGAGAACCCCGAACACUCACAUAUUGACAGACAGAGUCCGAAAGAUCCUCCUGAACACCCUACCUAAGCUGCUGAGGAUGCAGAUGAGACCCUGGACACCAAACAAUGACAACAACUCAGGAACAAUUGGAAACAGUGACACUCAGACUGCAGACAGAAAUGGCAUGUUCCUGGUCCCCUGCAGACGCCGCAGCUCCAUGACCCUCAUCACCAAGGCGGAGGAAUACGUCAUGAAAACAGCUCGCUCUGAACUCAUGUUUGCCAGACUCAAAGAAAGAAAUGGAUUGAUGAAAACAGUGUUAGAGAAGCUGCAUGACGGGCUGGAGGAGGGUACAGCUGAGCAGCUUAGUGCCAGUCUGGCGAGAGCAUCUCCACAGCUGAGGCAGUGUGUUACCUCCUGUAAACACAUCGCUGAGACUGCGAGACAACAAAACAACUUCCAGAAUGAAAACGAAGAGUGGUUUUUGGUUGCCCGGGUGAUCGACAGGGCUUGCUUUAUCGUCAUGGCAUCCGUGUUUUUCAUUGGCACCAUCGGCAUCUUCCUGAUGGGUCAUUUCAACCAGCCGCCCCUUUCUCCGUUCCCAGGGGAUCCCAAGAAGUAUCUCCCUCCCAUGAACAAUCUCACUGAUCUAACCCAGAGUGGUACUGCAGCUGAGUUAUUAGAGUGAGCAGAAGUACAUGGUUUUAUUUUCUUAAACUGCAGUGGAAAUGUGGCCUCAUACGUCAGCGAUCUUCCACUAUAUGGCUGCAGCACAGAGAGGAGAUACAGCUGUGUGUUUUUCUCUUACGGUAAUGUUUGAGCUACCACAUAACUGCUUGUCCAUGGUGAUGAAGGAUCUGCUGCACAGUGCACGGUUUGGAGGGCACAUGUUAUGUGAUGGCGCAUUUUUUAAUCAGUCAUGAUUGAUUUUUAAGAUUGAGAGUAUUAUGCAUUAAAUGCUGUGCAAGACAAAAGAGGAGUUUCCAAUGCUCUCCCUGUUAGCAGCUCACUGUUUGCUCUAUCUUCACUUUAUUUAUUCCUAUCGAUUUUAUUUAUAUCUAUCUGUUUUAUUAAGGCUACCAUGAUUUAUUAAGAGGCCUCAGAUGAUCACAACUGUGCACAAGCAAAAAAGUGCAUAAAAGUAAUCUUGUGAUUGCACAGCCUUAAAGAUACCCUGUGUUGUAUUUACUGACUUGUUCAUUUGAUGUUAUUUUUUUCCUGCCAGACUGAAAAUUGUGUUACCAUGCUGUUACAACUUGAAA
Notolabrus celidotus (New Zealand spotty) is the source of this 2267-nucleotide messenger RNA. RefSeq names its product cholinergic receptor, nicotinic, gamma (gene chrng). Gene Ontology annotation, molecular function: transmembrane signaling receptor activity; acetylcholine-gated monoatomic cation-selective channel activity. Gene Ontology annotation, cellular component: postsynaptic membrane; neuron projection; synapse. The record is from RefSeq and is a predicted model, not a curated record. The transcript is spliced from 12 exons. Lineage: Eukaryota; Metazoa; Chordata; Actinopteri; Labriformes; Labridae. The coding region runs from base 14 to 1693 and encodes 559 amino acids. Gene Ontology annotation, biological process: monoatomic ion transmembrane transport; signal transduction; nervous system process.